Larimichthys crocea (large yellow croaker) is the source of this 1578-nucleotide messenger RNA. It is a transcript of the gene yipf4, whose product is annotated as Yip1 domain family, member 4. Gene Ontology annotation, biological process: vesicle fusion with Golgi apparatus; endoplasmic reticulum to Golgi vesicle-mediated transport. Gene Ontology annotation, cellular component: trans-Golgi network; membrane. The record is from RefSeq and is a predicted model, not a curated record. The transcript has 6 exons. The coding region runs from base 187 to 900 and encodes 237 amino acids. Lineage: Eukaryota; Metazoa; Chordata; Actinopteri; Sciaenidae.
CCUCUGCACUUCCUGCUCUCCCGCUGUGAGUGACAGGCGGAAGGAAAACAAGAUGCGGUAAUAAGUUCAGAGACGAGCUGUGAUCGGUGACAGACAGCGUCAUUAACGCCCCUGCUCUGUCUCACUGACCCUUCUUUAAAUGCCAUUUGUUGGUAGCGGAGGUGUGCGGCAGUGAUCAGCGUCAGCAUGCAGUUCUCUCCCACCAACGGAGACUUCACGUUCGUCUCCUCCACGGAGGCUGAAGAGCUCAGCGGCACCAUCAGCGCUCCGGACAUUAAACUAAACAUGGGCACUGACAGUGUUAAAGACCCGUAUGCCACCACCUUCCUGAGGCAGCGAGGCUACGGCUGGCUGCUGGAGGUGGAGGAGGAUGACACUGAAGAAAGCAAACCUCUUCUGGAGGAGCUGGACAUUGACCUCAAGGACAUCUACUACAAGAUUCGAUGUGUGUUGAUGCCAAUGCCAUCGCUGGGUUACAAUCGGCAGGUGGUGAGAGACAACCCGGACUUCUGGGGCCCUCUAGCCGUGGUGCUGCUUUUCUCCAUGAUCUCCAUCUAUGGACAGUUCAGGGUUGUGUCUUGGAUCAUCACCAUCUGGAUAUUUGGAUCACUAACGAUCUUUCUGCUGGCUCGUGUUCUCGGCGGUGAGGUUUCCUUCGGCCAGGUUCUUGGAGUGAUUGGAUACUCCCUUCUUCCUCUCAUCGUUAUAGCCCCUCUGCUCUUGGUGAUUGGAGGGUUCGAGGUGGUUUCUACAAUAACCAAACUGGGCGGAGUCUUCUGGGCUGCUUACAGUGCUGCUUCGCUGCUCGUCGGAGAUGAACUUAAAACGAAGAAGCCCCUUCUCAUAUAUCCCAUUUUACUUUUGUAUAUCUACUUCCUGUCACUAUAUACUGGUGUGUAACUGAAUCAGCUGAAACUGUGGACCUUUUCAUGGACAGUGACUCUGGGGCAUGGGAAAAAGGCAAACUAUGAAACCAGGAUUUUUUAAAAAAGGUGUUUAUUUCUUUUUUUUAACUCAUGUUCAAGUUCAUGACAGUGGGGAUGUCGGGAAUAUAUAUCAUUGUAUAUAGUUUUGUCCCUUAUGCCUUUGGUCAAUAAAAAAGUGCAGAUGGUUUUACAGCUUAAAAUUCUGUAUGCAGACUUGUUCACAAGUGGAAUACUGUACAACUCCCAUAGUCCUGAAGUUGAACAGGAAAUAAUCAUAGGAUUGUUUUUUUUUUGUUUUGUACUCUUUAUCCAAUUGAACAAUGUGGUGCCAAAUAUUUGUGUGUGUAUAUGAUUAAGAGAACACACAGAAAGAAAGAGAUUGAGCAUAACUCUAUUGUUCCUCAUUGUUAUAUACUGAAUGUACUGAGUGUCCAUUUCUGCUUUUCAUUUUCACACACUUGUUUUCUUAAUUUAUGGGUUUCGGCAGCAGGAGCAGGUUGACUGGGGCAGUUAGAGUGAUAUAAAAUCAAUGUCUACUAAAUGUAGUGCCUUGUUUUCACACUUCCUGUGUUCUGUCUGUCAACAGUUUAAUGCAGGAAUGUAAUCAUUUGAUCAAUAAUCACAGUAAAUUAAUAGUUAUUUGUCACUGGUA